Gadus chalcogrammus (walleye pollock) is the source of this 1671-nucleotide messenger RNA. RefSeq names its product serine/threonine kinase 25b (gene stk25b). Gene Ontology annotation, biological process: protein phosphorylation. The coding region runs from base 362 to 1636 and encodes 424 amino acids. Gene Ontology annotation, molecular function: protein kinase activity; ATP binding. The transcript is spliced from 11 exons. The record is from RefSeq and is a predicted model, not a curated record. Lineage: Eukaryota; Metazoa; Chordata; Actinopteri; Gadiformes; Gadidae.
GUCUUUUGAAGCUUCAAUUGAAGAACUGGGCUGUAGACUCUGGUCAAAAUAAUUUAAAAAUUCAUAUCGGAAAGGGGCUUUUUUAAUCCUCUUAUCACCACGAUUCAUAUACAUGGAUACCGAACACAUAUAGAGCGCUUUGUGGCCCGACUUCUGAGUCAGCUGCCCGGAGUGACAACCCCGCCGGAGCCAGCAGACUGGGUGUUGAUCCAGCAGCAGGCGGGCUAGCUGGCUAGCCGCCUAGCUUCUUAAGAACCAGAGGAAUUGGGCAAGAACAACGAGAAGGAAUAAGACUUUGACAACUGCACGUUGACAGAGAAAGGGUCGCGGUUGUCCCUUUCCUGUGUAGCCUGUCAGGGGGAUGAUGGCACACCUCCGAGACAUGCAGAACCAGAAUUCUCGGUUGGACCCGGAGGAGUAUUUCACAAAGCAGGAGCGCAUCGGCAAAGGCUCCUUCGGCGAGGUCUACAAGGGCAUCAAGAACCGCACGAAAGAGGUGGUGGCCAUCAAAAUCAUAGACCUGGAGGAGGCAGAGGAUGAAAUAGAAGACAUCCAGCAGGAGAUCACGGUGCUGAGCCAGUGUGACAGCCCCUUUGUCACCAAGUAUUAUGGCUCCUACCUGAAGGGGACCAAACUGUGGAUUAUCAUGGAGUAUUUAGGUGGUGGUUCAGCUCUAGAUCUGCUCCGCCCAGGCCCUCUUGAAGAGACUUACAUCGCUACGAUUCUCAGGGAAAUCCUUAAAGGACUGGAGUACUUGCACUUUGAACGCAAGAUCCACAGAGAUAUCAAAGCCGCCAACGUGCUGCUGUCGGAGCAGGGGGACGUGAAGCUGGCAGACUUCGGGGUGGCGGGCCAGCUAACGGACACGCAGAUCAAGAGGAACACCUUCGUGGGCACGCCUUUCUGGAUGGCGCCGGAGGUCAUCAAACAGUCGGCCUACGACUUCAAGGCGGAUAUCUGGUCGCUGGGCAUCACCGCUAUUGAGUUGGCCAAGGGGGAGCCCCCCAACUCUGACCUGCACCCCAUGAGGGUCCUCUUCCUCAUCCCCAAGAACACCCCUCCCACCCUGGAGGGCCCCUACAGCAAGCCCUUCAAGGAGUUUGUGGAGGCUUGCCUCAACAAAGACCCACGCUUUAGGCCAACAGCCAAGGAGCUCCUGAAGCACAAGUUCAUCACGCGCUACACGAAGAAGACGCCCUACCUGACAGAGCUCAUCGACCGCUACCGCCGCUGGAAGGCAGAGGGCCACGGGGAGGAGUCCAGCUCCGACGACUCUGACAUGGACGCCGACGGAGACGACAGCCAGUCCCCCAUGUGGACCUUCCCCACCGUCAGACCCAGCUCCAUGAACAAGCUGCAGAAGGGCUACACACACACAGACCAAGAGUCAGCAGAUUCGGUGAAAAGGCAACACAAGUCACAGUGUCUGUCAGCUCUGGUCACGCCCAUCUUUAGAGAGCUGAAAGAGAAGAGGCGGGCGGCCGGCGGGGGCGUGGGCGCCAUCGAGGAGCUGGAGAACGCCUUCAACCUGGCCGAGGAGUCAUGCCCCGGCAUCUCGGACCGCCUCGUCACGCACAUGAUGGAGAGGGUGUGCAGGUUUUCCUUAAACGGUAACACCACCCCAUCUUCACGGUGAACGACCAGCUGGAUGUAACCCCCCCCCCCCCCCCC